Menidia menidia (Atlantic silverside) is the source of this 1913-nucleotide messenger RNA. NCBI's taxonomy places the organism in Eukaryota, Metazoa, Chordata, Actinopteri, Atheriniformes, Atherinopsidae. The record is from the annotation of a GenBank genome assembly.
AUGGAUGAUAGGCCGGACGUGAUCGACGAAGUUGCUCAUUAUAAAAAAGGAGACACUGAGAUAGUGUGGAAACCUGUCCCGGCCACUACAGUUGAUAAUCUGAAGUACUAUGAAAUAAGUGGCCAACAGCUGGAGCCAAGCACCACCUACAUGGUCAGAGUGAGACGCUUUAGUUCCCUGAGUUCCAAGUAUAGUGACAGCAGCGAAGAGUUUGAAUUCACAACCCACCUGUCCUAUCAACAGCGCAACGCAGAACCUCAAAGCAUUUCAUCCGCCGAAGACACUAGCUCAUUCUCCAUAUCCAGUGGAAGCAUUACAACCACCUCGUCUGAGCUGGACAGUGAAAACCCCUUCUCUGGAUUCGCGGCAUCAGAAUCACGCCCCUUUCUUGUAGUGGUAAAUGACUACCAGCCGAUCGAGAGCCUCAAGCAGCCAUCAGAAAUUCCCCCGCUAGAGGAGACAAGCAAGAAUCAAAAGAAGGGUUCGGAGAAGUACCAGGAAGAUUGGAUCAUUAAGUGUCCUCAGGGCUCCUUCAAUCCAUUUCCCCAAGGUUUCGGCAUUCCAAUCCAAACAGAGGCUCUCCACGCUGGGCACCCUUCAAUCGGCAGCAUGCAGCAGCUGGGCCGGCAGAGGCUGAGGCCGUGGCUGGAGGAGCAGAUUCAGUCCGGGAGGUAUCCGGGGGUCAGCUGGCUGGACCAGUCAGCCCGCAUCUUCCAGAUCCCGUGGACACAUGCUGCUCGUCACGGUUGGAGCAUUGACCGGGAUGCCACACUCUUCAGGAGUUGGGCGAUGCACACUGGGCGCUAUCGUCCAGGAAAAGACAAGCCGGAUCCCAAAACGUGGAAAGCGAACUUCCGCUGCGCCUUGAAUUCUCUUCCUGACGUGUGUGAGCUGCCGGAGCACAGCAGGAAGAGAGGCAGCAAUGCCUACAGAGUCUACAGGAUGCUGCCCAGCUCCCAAACACGCAAACGCAGGAAAGGGCUUCAGUUCUUAAACAAACCCCAAGAAAGACGUAGCGUAGGAGAAUGCCCGCAUGAUGAGGCCUUCCCCAUGCACACUUGGCAGCCUGCAACGACCAGAAGCAUUUCAGACACGCUUCUGAAGGUGGAGAAUGGUGCUCAGAACGCCUUCAGCUGCAAUCAGGCACAUGGUACUGGUGAUGACAACCCCUACCUGCCCCACAAUGAAAACCACAGUGAUGUUUUCGGUCCAAACUACAUCAGAGAACUGUCUGAGUGGUCCACACAUCAGCAAACACUGAUGUCGUAGCCGUACGCCCACGUGUUUCCUGCUUAUCUGAUUCAAGGCUGGUUUACUGUGAAGCUGUCUGUCCAACCUUCCGCUGCCUCUCUCCUUUUUCUGCUGAGCCGACCAUUUGACGGCAGAAACAGGAGACAGUUAGGGGGGCACGGAGAAUAACGCUGUCAGUCGGUCUCUGUGCUGAACAUGCUGGGAUGAAGAUCUUAUUCCAAGCCAAGCUUUGGUCCUGUCAACAUUGUGUGGUUUUACUGUGGUUCACUAAAGUGACACCACGCUCACACCACAGCUCUAAAGAGUUGAAAGAUCUAAUUUCAGCCCAUCUUGUUCUUUGAACUUUUCUGAACGUUAAGCUAACUCUAAAUGACUUGCAGAUCAGAAAGGCAGGCAAAAUAAAAGUUUGCUUUUAUGAUUGGAUGUCAAAACUUGCCUGAUAUUCAGUAACAGAGAACUGACUUAAGCUGUCCAACAAUAUGAAAUUAAGUGUGUGAUUCCUUCAACUUUGUGCCUUCAGUUGUUUUAGAUGUUUUCCUUUGAUUGAUCCUUUUAUUGAUUUUUUACCCCCUACCAACUUUUAAAUAUUGCGGUAGAAUAUCUUUAUGUAUAUAUACAUGAUAAAAAUAUAAUCAAAUAAACUGAUAACUGAAUUACAAUCU